This is a messenger RNA of Mytilus trossulus (common blue mussel), 6642 nucleotides long. RefSeq lists its product as uncharacterized. Lineage: Eukaryota; Metazoa; Mollusca; Bivalvia; Mytilida; Mytilidae. Bases 252 to 5738 code for a protein of 1828 amino acids. Gene Ontology annotation, biological process: DNA integration. The record is from RefSeq and is a predicted model, not a curated record. The transcript is spliced from 2 exons. Gene Ontology annotation, molecular function: nucleic acid binding.
UUUCCGGAAAUGUAACGGAGUUCACGUCUUUGUUUUUUAUCUUCUUGAUUUAUACACUUAUUUUUAUAUCCGGCACGUUUGGAAAAUUUGUUCAAGCAAAAUUUUGUACAAUUUCUCAUGAAAUUUGUAACUUCACGACACCAAAGCUUUUUCACCCUCUCCGGAGGUUUGUUUAUCAAGUAAAGAAUUUGACGUCUUAUUAGUCUUUCUUGUGAGCCAUAACAGUGAAAAAGCUUCGACCAGUUGUGACAAUGGCAACCUAUCGAGAACUAAAGCAGCAUGAACAGAUAGACAUUACUCAGAUAAAACCGAGUCGUUCAGUUUCAAAUCACAGUCACUCAUCGAGUAAAUCUGAUAUAUUAAGGAAAAAAGCACAAUUAGAGACGAAGGUUAAAUACAGUGCAAAACAGGCUGAUCUUAUAAGACAAAAGGCAGCCCUAGAGGCAGAAUUAAGUAUCCUUCAGAUUAAAGAAGAGACUGAGGUGUUGGAGUCAGAGAUCAGAAUAUUGGAAAAUGAGUCCAUGGUAGGAGAGGAUGAUGAUCUAGACUCUGUAUCUGAAUUUCAAAAAGAAAGAACAAAAGAAUAUGUUCAAAAUCUACAUAUACCAGAUACAAAACCAAUUGCGAUAGUGAAUACACCAGAAAAGCAAUCUCCACAACUUAGCACAUAUGCAAACACAUCUACACCAUAUGUGCCUCCUAAUGUUAACAACAAUAAUUCACAAAUUGAACUGUGUAAUUUGAUCACAAAGAUGAUGGCUCGGAAGGAUAUUGUUUUAUCACGACUUAUCAAAUACAAUGAUAGCCCAUUUCAGUUCCUAUCUUGGAAAGAGACAUUUAAAGAUGUUAUGAAAGAACUUAGUGUGACUCCUUCAGAAGAGUUGGAUCUUCUCAUAAAAUGGCUUGGUCCAGAUUCAGCAAGACAAGCAGAAAGUAUCAAAGCUGCCAGUGCUAGUGAUCAUGUUGGUGGCUUACACAAAAUUUGGGACCGAUUGGAUGUUCGAUAUGGAAGUCCAGAAUUGAUUGAGCAAUGCUUAAAAACCAAACUCGCUAACUUUCCAAAGUUAACAAAUACUGCCAAAGAUUAUGAACGCCUGUAUGAACUAUAUGACAUUUUAUGUGAAAUCCAAUUUGUUAAAAACAAUCCACAAUAUUCACAAGUUCUCGCUUAUUAUGACUCCUCAACUGGCGUUAAUCAGAUCGUAAGUUGUCUUCCUCAUAACUUACAGGAAAAAUGGUCAACAGAAGCUAUUAAAUACAAGAAAAGACACAACAUGUUGUACCCGCCAUUCUCAUUCUUUGUUGACUUUACUUACGACAUGGCAAAAUGGCGUACAGAUCCCAGUUUUCAGUUUGCUCCUCAGACAAAUAAAACUUCUAAUCCUGCUAAUAUGCAAUCUAAUUUGCGUGUAUCUACUAGAAAAACUGAUGUAUACACAAUAGAUGAAAAGCAAGGUUGUCCUAUUCAUGGCACAAAUCAUGAUCUUAACGAAUGUAGAGCUUUCCGUCAAAAGCCAAUGACUGAACGUAUGGACUUGUUAAAGAAAAACAGGCUUUGCUUUCGUUGCUGCAGUCUUCAGAAACAUUUGCAAAGAAACUGUAGAGAAAAUAUACAUUGUAAUAUUUGUAAAAGUUCAAAUCACCCAACAGCUUUGCACAUUUACCAACAAGACCAAAACAUAAAUCCAUAUAAUGGCUCUCAAUCUAUAAAUGACUGUGAAAGUGAGAAGAUUCACGAAGGGGAGCUUGAUAACUUAUCACAUGUAUCAGCUAUUUGUACAAAGAUUUGUGGAAAUCCGUUGAGUAGUAGCAAGUCUUGCGCUAAGAUUUUGCCAAUUUAUGUUUAUCCAAAAAAUAAAACACACAUGGCUCAAAAGGUAUAUGCAAUCAUAGAUGAUCAAAGUACUCAUUCAUUAGGUACAUCAAAGUUUUUCGAUAUAUUUAAUGAGAAUGCUGAACAUAUAAAUUUUACAUUAUCAUCAUGCUCAGGCAAAGUAUCUACAAUGGGUAGAGUAGCAAGACAUUAUACAAUUGAAGCUUUAGAUCAUAGUACUUCUAUAAACAUUCCAUCACUUAUUGAAUGCAAUGACAUACCAAACAACCGUGAUGAGAUACCAUCACCAGAAGUUGCAGCUAGUCAUGAACAUCUUAACAACAUAGCGUCGCACAUACCACCCAUUGACCAGAAUAUCAAAAUUGAAUUACUUAUUGGUAGAGAUGUGAUUCAAGCCCAUCACGUUCUUGAUCAACGCUUGGGAGGUGACAACUUACCCUAUGCUCAAAAGUUGCCAUUAGGGUGGGUGAUCGUAGGAGAAUCUUGUCUCGGUCAGAUUCACCGAACAGACACUGUAACUGUAAACAAAACAUUUAUUUUGCCAGAUGGACGCACCUCUCAUUUUCAACCUUGUGCAAAUGCCUUUACUGUAAAACCUGAAUCUAUCUUUGAGAGAACACCUUACGAUGAAACUAUUGGACCUUCAAUCGAGGAUAAACUAUUUAUAGAAUUGAUGGAUUCUCAAGUGAAACAAGGAUCAGAUAAUCGGUGGACUGCACCUCUUCCGUUUCGCAAAGACAGACCUAUGUUGCCUAAUAAUAGAGUACAAGCAGUGCAGAGAGUUAACUCGUUGGAACGUAGUCUUCGCAUGAACCCUAACAAAAAAGAGCAUAUACUUGAAUUCAUGAAUAAGAUGUUUGUGAACAAACAUGCUGAGAAGGCACCAAAUCUACCCAUAGGAAAUGAAUGUUGGUAUCUUCCCUUUUUUGGGGUAUAUCAUCCCAAAAAACCUGGAAAAGUGAGAAUUGUUUUUGAUUCGUCGGCUAAGUUUAGCGGAACUUCAUUGAAUGAUGUCUUAAUAAAAGGACCAGAUCUAACAAACAAUUUAUUAGGUGUUUUACUUAGAUUCCGUAAAGAGGCUGUAGCAGUGACAGCAGACGUAGAACAAAUGUUUUACAACUUUAAGGUAACAGAUUCACAUAGAGACUAUUUGCGUUUUGUAUGGCAUGAAAACAAUGAAGUUCAUCGCCCUCUUAUUGAUUACAGAAUGACUGUACAUGUUUUUGGGAAUAGCCCUUCUCCCUCUGUUGCCACAUAUUGUUUAAGGAGAGCAGUGCAAAAUGCAGAUAAUGACAUUCAGGACUUUGUUUAUAACAACUUUUAUGUUGAUGAUGGGUUGAUGUCAUGCCCAGAUGUCGAGUCCGCAGUUGAUCUUAUGAAGCGAUCUCAAAAGGCUCUUGUAGAUGGUGGUGGAUUACGACUCCAUAAAAUAGUGUCAAAUAGUAAAGAUGUUCUUCAAAGCUUCCCAUCGGAAGACUUAUCUUCGGACCUCAAAAACCUGGACCUUGGAUCUGAAACUCCUCCUGUACAACGCAGCCUAGGACUUUCAUGGGACAUUUCUGUCGAUCAAUUUACAUUCAAAGUGUCUUCAGAGAAAAAGCCGUACACUCGCAGAGGUGCCUUGUCGGUCAUUAAUAGCAUAUUUGACCCUAUUGGGUUUGCGUCUCCAAUUACAAUGAAUGGAAAACUAAUUCUCCGAGAGAUGAUGUCAGAAUCUGGACCUACAAAUUGGGAUGAAGAUCUCCCUGAUCAUUUGAAAUUAAGAUGGGAAAAUUGGGUAUCCUCAUUGGUUCAUCUUCAAAACUUACAAAUACCACGAAGAUAUUCAGACAUAUCAUUUUUAAACUCUACUCGUUUGGAGGUUCAUGUAUUCAGUGAUGCGUCAAAGGACGCGAUAGCAUCUGUUGCUUAUUUGAAAUUGUUUGGUGAAAAUGAAAGUGAAGUCUCCUUUCUGAUGGGCAAAGCUAAAGUGUCGCCAGUACACGGCCACACAAUACCGCGCUUAGAGUUAUGUGCAGCUGUCCUUUCAGUCGAGAUUGCAGAUACUUUGAAAGAACAACUCAAAUUAGACUCAACUUAUUUUCAUUUUUAUACUGACAGUAAGGUUGUUUUAGGUUACCUAACUAAUGAAACACGUAGAUUUUAUGUUUAUGUGAGCAACCGAGUAAACCGAAUAAGAACAUCAAGUUCUCCCAGCCAAUGGAGCUACAUUUCAACUGAUCUGAACCCAGCAGAUGUAGCAACAAGAAGUCUUAAUACUUUAGAUUUACCCAGUUCAGUCUAUCUACAGGGACCAACAUUCUUGAGUCAAGAUUCAGAUAUUGGAAAACAAAUGUAUCCACUUGUCGACCCAAAUGAUGAUAAAGAAGUCCGUCCGUCUGUAGUUACUAGUAAAACUGACAUUAAUGAGGAAGUAGGAUUGUCAAGCAGGUUUUCUCGGCUUGCAUCUUGGAAAAGUCUAUUGAGAGCUAUUCAGUUUCUCAAAGCCUUUAUUAGAAAGUUGCAUCAAGAGAGUCCACCUUCUCGACAAGAAGUGGAACAAUUUAUCAUCAAAACAGUGCAAGCAGAGGCAUUUUCAAAUGAUAUCAAUGCAAUUAGUUCUGUUGGUCAGUUACUUCCUACAUCAAAUUUAUUGUCGCUUUCACCUGUGUUAGACAAACAUAAUAUUCUUAGAGUUGGUGGACGGAUACGACAUGCAAAAAAUGUUGAGCUACAUCUUCAGCCAAUAAUUAUUCCAAAGAAACAUCAUUUAGCUGUGUUACUGACGCGUCACUAUCAUGAAUUGACAUGUCAUCAAGGAAGACACAUGACUGAAGGAGCCUUGCGUUCAGGAGGCUUUUGGGUUAUAGGCAGUAAAAGGUUAGUUUCUACAAUCAUCAGACAAUGUGUCACAUGUAAGAAAUUGCGAGGUCAGUUUAAAGUACAAAAGAUGUCUGACCUUCCGGAAGAUAGACUCACUCCAGGACCUCCUUUUACCUUUGUGGGAAUUGAUACAUUUGGACCAUACCAAAUCAUCCAUAGAAAAACUAGAGGCUCAUCAAUCAAUCAGAAAAGAUGGGCAAUAUUAUUCACAUGUUUGGUUUCAAGAGCGAUACAUAUUGAAGUCAUAGAAGAAAUGAGUAGCGCCAGUUUUAUCAAUGCAUAUCGACGUUUCAUUGCUAUCAGAGGAUCUGUUAAAAUUCUUCGAUCAGACAGAGGAACAAAUUUUGUUGGUGCAAUACAAGAUUUAGGAAUCACAGCCGAAUUCAUUGAAAAAGGCACUGUUGAUACAAUGCUAUCACAAUACGGAACUAUAUGGAAAUUCAACCCUCCGCAUGCUUCACAUUUUGGUGGAUCAUGGGAAAGGAUGAUAGGCUUGAGCAGAAGGAUUUUAGAUUGCAUGCUCAUUCGUGAGAAAAAUAGACUCACACAUGAAAUUUUAGUUACUCUAAUGGCAGAGGUCAGUGCUAUUGUGAAUUCAAGGCCGUUAGUAUCUGUCUCUACUGACCCGGAUAACCCGGAAGUAUUAUCUCCGUCUAUGCUCUUAACACACAAGAAAGGACAGGAUGAACAAUCUAUGCUACAAUUUGGAACUAAGGACAUGCUACGUAGUCAGUGGAAGAUGGUUCAAGGACUGGCAGGUGAAUUCUGGUCAAAAUGGAAUAAAGAAUAUUUACAUACACUACAAGUAAGGAAAAAGUGGGAAUUGCCGAUAAAGGACUUAAAUAUAGGAGACAUAGUUCUCAUGAGGGACCGAGAGUUACCAAGACCACAGUGGCCGAUGGCAAUAGUAACAAAAGUUUUCCCCAGUGCUGACAUGAAAAUCCGAAAAGUGGAAAUUCGAACUAUUAGAGACAACAAACCCAGUUCAUUCAUAAGACCAAUUGUUGAACUCAUUCCUCUCGUUCUUACUGAUUCAAAAUGACAGUCAGUUAUUUUUGCAACUUUAUACCAUCUUCUUGUUCAGUACAUGUAUAUUGCUAGAUAAGCAUAAAUUUUGUAUUUUUUGUGGUGAUUUUUUUAAAAAUCAGAAGGGGAGUGUCGUGUUUCCGGAAAUGUAACGGAGUUCACGUCUUUGUUUUUUAUCUUCUUGAUUUAUACACUUAUUUUUAUAUCCGGCACGUUUGGAAAAUUUGUUCAAGCAAAAUUUUGUACAAUUUCUCAUGAAAUUUGUAACUUCACGACACCAAAGCGUAAGUUAAUAUGUAGCAUAUUUUUCUUUAUAUAUGUAUAAACCUUUUUUGACAAGUGUACUAUUUUUAAGUCGUCCUAAACAGUUGACAAACAUUCUUUUCGGUCAUUUUACAUGUACUGUUUAUCAUACCUUUUUUUUACAUUAAUUCUUAAAUCCAGUGUGCUGAUUUGUAUUUCAUUUGCUUUGAUUAAGAUGUUUUCUCUUGAAAAGUAUUUAAUUUGCGGUUUUUGUUAUUGUAAACUGCUCACUUCGAUUCAUGAAAAAAGGCGACUAUUUUCUACUGUAACCACAAGCACGUGUGCUACUGUUUUUUUAUGUAACUGAAUUAUUUUAUUACAUCUAUUAUGAACUUUGAAUUUGCUUAGACUAUUAUGACAGUCAUUGUAUAACACAAGUUGAAUAUUGAACAUUGCAUUUGACAAAGAGAAAAAAAAAGAUUAUUUAAACAUUGUUAAAACCAAAUAUUGUGUUUUUAGUAUUGAUACUUUAUUGUGUACUGUUAUGCUAAAUUUUUGUAGUGCUAAUUGUUAGUAAGAAUUGCUUAUUUUGUAUUUUUCAGUUUUUCACCCUCUCCGGAGGUUUGUUUAUCAAGUAAAGAAUUUGACGUCUUAUUAGUCUUUCUUGUGAGCCAUAA